CACUGCGACUUGCUACGCCACUGAUUUCAAGAGUAUAAUGACGUUGUCAUCGCAAUAUGAUGAUGGCAUGUCUGUGUAUAUUUUCCAAUAACCUAACGACGUAAUGUUUUAGUUUAUAGAUAGUACAGUGAUGGGGCUGGCUUGGCCUGCCCAGGUGCGACUUUUGCACUUGGCCAUAUUCGUUUUGGCUCUGUUGACGCUAUGCAUUUGCUUGUCGUACACAAGCACGAGCCAGCUUCACACGACCUCGUCGCCGAUUCGAAGCCUCAUGACGUCCGAUCGCAUGUUCCAGGUGGCACCCAACAUGACCGCCGGCGGGACAGGUGGCAGCAGUGGCGAAGACACAGGAGGAGGAGGAGGAGGAGGAAACGCACAGCCCUCGGUGACGGCCCAGAGCAAUAAUAAUCAUAGUGUAAAUAGUAUUAGCAGUAAUAGCAGCGAGCCUGAUUUGACUCGAGGUGUAGCAGCGGAACUAAUUUACCAGUCCGGUCAUGUCGACGUUUCAGAGCAAGUUUGUCCGGAGUUGGGCGGCAAUUUGAAGUUGCUUAUAUGCGUAACAUCGGCGCCGAGCCAUCAAAGCGCCCGGCUGGCGAUUAGGGAGACGUGGGGGCAUUACGCGAUGAGAAAAGACAUCGCCAUCACGUUCAUGCUCGGCUCGACGUCGAACGAAACGAUCAACCGGCAACUCGAGGAAGAACAAACGCUAUUCGGCGACAUAAUCCGCGGCAAAUUCGUCGACACCUACGACAACUUGACGCUGAAAACCAUCUCGCUGCUCGAAUGGGUGGACAAUUACUGCCCGAAAGCCGCAUACGUACUUAAAACGGACGACGACAUGUUCAUCAACGUGGCGCGUCUGCUGCAGUUCAUGUCGAAGCACAAGCCCGAUCAGCGCGCCAUCUACGGUCGACUAGCGCAAAAAUGGAAGCCGAUCAGGAACAAAAAGUCCAAGUAUUAUAUAUCGCCGCAACAAUACAAGCCGUCGGUGUUCCCGGAUUUCACCACAGGUCCGGCCUACCUGUUGCCCGCUCAAAUAUCCAAAGAAUUGUACACCGCCGCGCUCAAUCACACCUACUUCAAGCUCGAGGACGUCUUCGUCACCGGCAUCGUGGCCAACGGCCUCAAGAUCAAACGGGUGCACGCGUCCGAAUUUCUCAACAAAAAAGUAUCAUUUACCACUUGCAAUCUGCAAAAGGCAAUCAGUUUUCAUAUGGUCAAAGCCAACGAACAAUACGAUUUAUGGAAAAGACUGCACGAUGUGACCAAGUGCAAAACGUAAGGCAUUCCUACCUCCCUAUUUAUGGGCGGAAGUCCCAUCAAAUCACCCAACUACCAUCAAUCAAUCUACUAUCCAGUCAUGCCAUACUUCUUUUACAAACAGCAGAACGCAAAAAAAUAGGCUAAACAAAUUCAGGAAAAAAUUAUGUCAAAAUCUUAUCAUGCAAAUCAAAUCCAAUUUCGCUAUCAAAUGUUCAAGCAUAUAUAUGAAAAUAUUGAUUUCAUGCCAAUGUAUGAUCAAGUAAAAAAAAAUUAAUGCAUUUAGUCAUGGCAUUUGAGAUUAGAUUGCAGUUGUUAUGGUAUUUCCUUAUGACAAGACUAGGUACUAUUGAUAAUAUUGUAUGCAGGACCCAUAUUUAAACUUAAGUUUAGUAGUGGGAAACGAUAUUUAUACAAUCACAUACAAAACAUCAUUUUCUUAUUAAAGAAUGUAUUAAUUUUUAUUACUUGUGGAACAGAAAUAUUACUUUGAUCUCUUAUCAUUGAACAUGCUCAUUUGUUCUAGGAUUUAAUGAACAAUAUUUUAUGUAUUAUUUUUGUAUUAAAUUAUUUAAUAUUUUGUCAAAGUAAAUUAUUCUUAAAAAGGGCAUCACAAAACAAAGAUUUCUUAAAUAUUUAAGCUGUGAACCUGUAAUAGUAUAGAUUAAUUUAUAUAAAUACAAAAAGUAUUUUG
Messenger RNA from Brassicogethes aeneus, 1951 nucleotides. The record is from the annotation of a GenBank genome assembly. NCBI's taxonomy places the organism in Eukaryota, Metazoa, Arthropoda, Insecta, Coleoptera, Nitidulidae.